Chinchilla lanigera (long-tailed chinchilla) is the source of this 7240-nucleotide messenger RNA. It is a transcript of the gene Amot, whose product is annotated as angiomotin. Gene Ontology annotation, biological process: angiogenesis; actin cytoskeleton organization; establishment of cell polarity involved in ameboidal cell migration. Lineage: Eukaryota; Metazoa; Chordata; Mammalia; Rodentia; Chinchillidae. Bases 368 to 3643 code for a protein of 1091 amino acids. Gene Ontology annotation, cellular component: lamellipodium; plasma membrane; bicellular tight junction. Gene Ontology annotation, molecular function: signaling receptor activity. The record is from RefSeq and is a predicted model, not a curated record. The transcript has 14 exons.
GGCUUUCCCCUGCCCAUCCCUGGCCGCUGGCCCGGGACCAAAGCCACUUGAGCAAGCAGAGUCGUCACCUUGUCUUCGUUGCCUUCAGGGAGCUGCUGAGAAGAACAGGAGGGAAGGGGCUUUUGGCUCCUUAGAAGGAAGGCUGAGAAACUAAAGAGUGACCAGUGGUUGGACUCUUGGCGGUGCUUACCCUGAACCUGAGUGUUAGGGGAGAGGGAAUCUGCCACUGCGGUUUCUGGAGCUGCUCAUAAGCAAGAGUUCCCUAUCCUGAUCAAGGCUUUAAGCCUAAAAGAAAGCAGAAAUAGGUCAAGGGCAGCCCAAGUGCCCAAUUUCUCUCUCUCUUCACAAGGCACCACCAGCGAUAGAGAUGAGAAAUUCUGAAGAACAACCGAGUGGAGGGACCACAGUAUUGCAGCGUCUGCUACAAGAGCAGCUUCGCUAUGGCAAUCCUAGUGAGAAUCGCAACCUCCUUGCCAUCCACCAGCAAGCCACAGGGAAUGGCCCUCCUUUCCCCACUGGCAGUGGGAACCCAGGCCCUCAGAAUGAUGUGUUGAGUCCCCAAGACCACCACCAGCAGCUGGUAGCACACGCUGCUCGCCAGGAGCCCCAGGGCCAGGAAAUUCAAUCAGAAAACAUCAUGAUGGAGAAGCAGCUGUCUCCCCGAGUGCAGAAUAAUGAAGAACUUCCGACCUAUGAAGAAGCCAAAGUCCAGUCCCAAUAUUUUCGCGGCCAACAGCAUGCCAGUGUUGGAGCUGCCUUCUAUGUCACUGGCGUCACCAACCAGAAGAUGAGGACCGAAGGACGCCCAUCAGUUCAGAGGCUCAAUCCUGGGAAGAUGCACCAGGAUGAAGGACUCAGAGACCUUAAACAAGGGCAUGUCCGCUCCUUGAGUGAACGAUUGAUGCAAAUGUCACUAGCCACCAGUGGAGUUAAGGCCCAUCCACCUGUUACCAGUGCUCCCCUCUCCCCACCACAACCCAGUGACCUCUACAAGAAUCCCACAAGUUCCAGUGAAUUCUACAAGGCCCAAGGGCCACCUCCCAACCAGCAUAGCCUGAAGGGCAUGGAACACCGAGGCCCCCCACCAGAGUAUCCCUUCAAGGGCAUACCACCCCAGUCUGUAGUGUGCAAGGCCCAAGAGCCAGGGCACUUCUAUAGUGAGCACCGCCUGAACCAGCCAGGGAGAACAGAGGGGCAACUGAUGAGGUAUCAGCAUCCCCCUGAGUAUGGAGCGGCCAGGCCAACACAGGACAUCUCAUUGACAUUGUCAGCCAGGAGCUCUCAACCUCACAGCCCAACUUCUUCCCUGACAUCCGGAGGUUCCUUGCCCUUGCUGCAGUCUCCACCAUCUACUAGAUUGUCUCCUGCCCAGCAUCCCUUGGUCUUGAACCAGGGGGACCACUCAGCUCACCUGCCUAGGCCCCAGCAACAUUUCCUUCCUAAUCAGGCUCACCAGGGGGAUCAUUACCGUCUCUCCCAACCAGGCCUGAGUCAGCAGCAACAGCAGCAGCAGCAACAGCAGCAGCAACAGCAUCACCACCACCAACAGCAGCAGCAGCAGCCAGGAGAAGCCUAUUCAGCUAUGCCUCGGACCCAACAGUCUGCUUCUUACCAACCAAUGGCAGCUGACCCUUUUGCCAUUGUCUCCAGAGCCCAGCAGAUGGUUGAGAUCCUCUCAGAUGAGAACCGAAACUUGCGUCAGGAGUUAGAAGGAUGCUAUGAGAAGGUGGCAAGACUGCAGAAGGUGGAGACAGAAAUCCAGCGGGUCUCGGAAGCAUAUGAGAACCUAGUAAAGUCAUCCUCCAAAAGAGAGGCCCUGGAAAAAGCCAUGAGGAACAAGCUGGAGGGCGAGAUUCGGAGGAUGCAUGACUUCAAUAGGGAUCUGAGAGAGCGUCUAGAGACUGCCAAUAAGCAGCUUGCGGAGAAGGAGUAUGAGGGGUCAGAGGAUACCAGGAAGACCAUCUCUCAGCUCUUUGCAAAAAAUAAAGAAAGCCAGCGAGAGAAGGAGAAGCUGGAAGCAGAGCUGGCCACUGCCCGUUCUACCAAUGAGGACCAGAGGCGACACAUUGAAAUCCGAGACCAGGCCCUGAGCAACGCACAGGCCAAGGUGGUGAAGCUGGAGGAAGAGUUGAAAAAGAAGCAGGUGUACGUAGAUAAGGUGGAGAAGAUGCAGCAGGCCCUUGUACAGCUGCAGGCGGCAUGUGAGAAACGGGAGCAGCUAGAGCAUCGUCUCCGGACAAGACUGGAGAGGGAGCUGGAGUCUCUCAGAAUCCAGCAGCGCCAGGGGAGCGCUCAACCCACCAACAUUUCAGAGUACAAUGCUGCUGCACUGAUGGAGCUCCUGAGAGAAAAGGAAGAGAGGAUUCUGGCCCUGGAAGCUGACAUGACAAAGUGGGAGCAGAAGUAUUUGGAAGAGAAUGUGAUGAGACAUUUUGCUCUGGAUGCCGCUGCAACUGUGGCUGCUCAGAGGGAUACAACAGUCAUCAGCCACUCUCUGAACACAAGUUAUGACACAGCUCUGGAAGCUCGCAUCCAGAAAGAGGAGGAAGAAAUCUUGAUGGCCAACAAGCGUUGUCUGGACAUGGAGGGCAGGAUCAAGACCCUCCAUGCUCAGAUCAUUGAGAAGGAUGCUAUGAUCAAAGUACUCCAGCAACGCUCCCGGAAGGAACCGAGUAAGACAGAACAGUUGUCGUCCAUGCGGCCAGCGAAGUCUCUGAUGUCCAUUUCUAAUGCCAGCUCAGGCUUGCUGUCUCACUCAUCCACCCUGACUGGAGUGCCCAUCAUGGAAGAGAAGAGAGAUGACAAGAGCUGGAAGGGGAGCCUAGGUAUUCUCCUGGGUGGAGACUACCGUGUAGAGUCUGUGUCAUCCACUCCUUCGCCUGUGCCUCCCUCGACUCCCCUGCUCUCAGCUCACUCCAAGACAGGCAGCCGAGACUGCAGCACUCAAACUGAACGUGGAACGGAACCCAACAAAACAGCAGCUGUUGCUCCCCUCUCUGUUCCUGCUCCAGUUGCUGCCGCCGCCACUGCUGCCCCCAUCACUGUCACUGCUGCCACCAACACUGCCAGUGCAGCUACCAACACCAUCACUGUGGUAGCUGCUGCUCCAGUUGCUGUUACUCCAGCUGCUGCCGCUGCUGUUGCUGCUGCUCCAUCUCCAGCAACUGUUGCUGCUAUUGCUGCUGCUGUUUCUCCAGCUGCUGCUGCUCAGAUUCCAGCUUCUGCAUCUGCUGCUGUUGCUCCUGCUCCUGCUGCUGCUGCUGCUGCUGCUAUUCAGGUUGCUCCAGCUGCUCCGACUCCAGUUCUAGCUCCAGCUCCGAUUCCAGUUCCGGCAGUGGCUCAGGCUUCCGUUCAGGCUCAAACUCAGGCACCAACUCCAGCUCCAGCUGCACCUCCUACUCCAGCUCCAGUUGUAACUCCUACUCCAACUCUAGCUGCAGCUCCAGCUUUGGCUCAGGUUGAGGCUCUUGCAACUCCAGCAACAAGUGGUUCUGGAACAUACCAUUUGUCUGUACCAAGUUUGACCUGCAAUCCAGACAGCACAGAUGGCCCUGUUUUGCACUGCAGUACUCUGGAAAGAAAAACUGCUAUCCACAUCCUGGGACAAGAGCCUGAUGCAGAGAUGGUAGAAUAUCUCAUCUAAAUGGCCCAGUCAAGAGCUGCAGUUUAUCAGCAAGAAUGCUUUUAAUGAUGUUCCCCUUUUGUUUGUUCUUAUUUUGAGAGUGAUGACAAGGGUUGGGGGAGGGGAUGUUUUUUAAAGGGAUUUUUAUUGGGACAAUAUAAUACUUAAGUAAUACCAUAUGAACUCCAGUCUAUUCUGGUAUACAUAGAGAAUACCUCUAAAAGAUAGAUUAAUCAGAAUGUGCUCUGAAGUUUAUUGUUGGGAUUUAUACAAAUAUUGGGACAAUUAACAAGUAGAUAUGCGUUGAUAUUUUCAAUGGGCUUAAAUUUAUUUCAAUUUUUCUAUUGAGAUCAUUUUUAUUGAAGAGCACAGUAUGUGUGGAAUACAGUGUGUAACAUGUAGUUUGGAAGUGGGGAGCCGGAGAGAGAUUAAGUGUGUGUUCUCUGUGUCUAGUUACUAUCUAGGCAGCAGCCACAGAAAGCUCUCACCAUGGGCUCAUGCAAGCAAAUAGUUUAAGAGCUGUGUAAGCUGGAGAAAAGGUAGAGAGUAUUGGGAUAUGGAAGGGUGCUGGAGCUAAUUUUCCCUCCCAGCGGCCAGCUACCCACAUCCCAAUAGACUGCGUUUGUCUUCAUUUCAGUGGUGCUUUGGAAGUGGAUUCUUUUGGUUCCCUCUUGGAGGUUCAUACAUUCAUAUAUGUACUCUGGAGUAAUUUAUGCAGUUGGAUAAUUAAUAUAUUGCUUUCAGAUGCUAAGAAAGUAAAUUAACUGAGUGAUGCAUAACUUCCUCUGUCUUGGAGAGUUAGACAUCGUAGGCCUUGUUCGAAAGUUGCAUGAGCGGCCACAUGCAGACUUCUGUAGUUGGGUGUAGCCAUGAGCACAGCUCACUUACCUUUCCUGAGCUCAGUCAGCUUAGUGUUUAUUCCUUCUAUGAUGUACAUUCACAGGCUGCAUCACCAGUCUCCAAUGGCCAGUAAUUUGCAAAGCAAGGAAGCAUUUUUGCUGACAGGUUGAAUGCUUUGAAUUUCUGGUGACUACUUUAAAAUAACGCCUCUGAUUUAAUUUUCUCCAAUUCUUAGGGUGUCUUAAAAGGCAUAUGUGACUGCACCCCCAAGAGAGUAGCAUCAGAAGUCCAAAGUACUGUGCUGCAGUCAAGGGAGUGGUUGAUUGCAGCGGGCUCCUCAACUACCUCUUUUCAUCACCAGUGAUUCCACCUUGGGAUCCCUUUGGGAAGCAGUGAUAAUAUGCAUGUGGGUAGGGACCAAAGGAAGCUGGGGCCAUAAGACUUGCCAUAGGGCUGCCUCCAAGGUGUCCCAGAGGGAUGCAAAUUGCCACAGGUCCUUGCCCUGUGUCACUUCUUUCCCCUUCAUUUAAUGAUAAAUACACAUAUAGUGUCAUUAGCAUCAAUUUCCAAGUGUUUAGGGAGGGUGAAGGGAAGCGGGUUGUUAGGUAAGGGAGGGUUAGAGGUUUAGGGAUGUGUUAGUUAGAAACCAGAUUAAUAGAUGAGUAGCCUGAUAGAUUAUGUCAUGAGCCAUAGUGGCAGGAAGGAAUUUUAGCAAUAUAGUCCUAUCUCCUAAUUUUAGUAAUGAGGAAUCUGAGACUUGGAGAGGGUCAGUAGCUUUCUCAAGAUCACACAGCAUAUGUGUUUAUUCAGCCAAUUAUCAUCCUUUUGGGGGGAACUCUUUUAGAGGUAAAAGAAGAGCCUGUUUUAAGAAAAGGCAUCUUCAUGGUCCAGGUUGCAUGUACUUACAAAGUAUCCCUGGCUUGAAUAGUUUGUCCAGGGUUAUGAAUUCCUCUUUUGUCUCUAUUGCAGUGCCUUGUACAAGGUUUUCCCUUUCCUUAUCCCAUUUCAACACUGAGUCAUAUGAAAUAUCCACCUAAGAAAUCAACUUCACUUUCUCUCUCUGAGACUGGGUGCCUCGGGUCUUCUUACAGGGUUCCCCUGUGAAUAUAAGAAUAGUGUAUUUACCAAUACUUUUUCGUAGUUUCUAAUUAUCUUCCAAAGGAAUUAUUUGGUGUUGGGGAGGGGGCAAGAUGGAAAACAAUGCAAUUUUUAGCCAGUGUUUUCACACUUUCAAUAAUGAAGUGAUCUUCAGUUGUCAAAUGAAUUCCAAGUAGAAACUCAGCAUGCAGUUGUAUUAAUAUUCAUUCAUAUGACCUUUAGUCAUAAGGAGAAAAAAUUAAAAAAAAAAAACAGUAAUCUUCAGGACGUUACUUUUUAUCUGAGCAAAUAAAUAAAAAUAAACCUUUCAUUGCCAGACUUCAUUGCCAGAAUUUUUGCUGACUCUGAGUGCCAUGAUUGUAAUCAUAUUCUGCAAUGGGACAAAUACACAUUCCACACCAUGUGACCUCCAUCUCCUUAGGCUUUAUGAAUUUUAUGGGAAGGAAGAAAUACUUGCCUAAGUAGUAUUUUGAACUCUCCAGAAUUUUCUCUGCCCUUCCAUACCAGUGGCAAUUUGUCUCUGCUCAGUUUUCAGUCCUAGGUAUUUUGCUAAAUUAACAUUUUGCAACUGAGACGAUCAUGCCAGUAUAUCCUAUUGUACAGAAGAUAGAUUCCACCUUUUUAGAAAAUCUUUAGUAAGUAUUUCAAAAAUUUAGGCUUAUGGGGGAAAUCUCAAGUCAGUCACCCUUAUGCAACUGUGGAUGUAAUAUUUGGGGGAUCUUCCAGAACUCCCAUCUAUCUAUGCAUUUUCCUGGCACCUCAGGGCGGGAGGGUAACCUUGUUGUCUUAACCUGUACUGCCUGGUGGUCUAUGGGGACCUUUUAGUUCAGUUGUACCCCAAUGUCCCAUGUAUAGGAGAACUUAAUUAGAUUGACCUUUACUUGAUAUAAAACCCCUCUAUUAAUGUUUUGGAAGUAAAAGUAGCUUGAACUUUCUUUUAAAAUCAUGUAUCUUGAUUUUUGUCUUAAUGAAGGAUUUAAUUUUAAUGCUGCUUUUGAGCUUUAGGGUGAUGGGACAGCAGGAAUCUGAAAUAUUUGACAUCAUCUGCCAUAAGAAACAUAGCAAAGGACAUGUCAUGUUCUCUUUUUGUUAUGCUGUUGGGUGGGUAUAAGUUAGAAAAUGAAUAAGCUGAUUGUACAAACUACUUUUAAUGAAGAGCCUAAAUACUGCAGCAGCUUAAAGUGUAUACAUAUGCACUAACUUCAUGUAUGUUAGCCAAACCAUCUUGUGUUAUCUCAAAUGCCCAUUUACAUAUGGAAUGUAUUACUUGCAGUGUAUGUCAUUUUACUGAGUGUUUUCAAAGGAAGGUAUCAGUUAUGGGCUAAUUGUCACCAAUAUCAGCCCAUCAAGAUCCUUGGAAAUGUAUCUUUCAAGUGUCAUCUAUCAUCGGUAGGGCAAGUGUCAGGAGUGUUUAUUCUGGUAGCAACGAAGGGUUACAUGGAGCUAUCAAACCUCCUUCUGGUGUUUCUUGUGAUUAAUGGCAUGUGUGUGUAAAAUGGAUAGCUGGGGUGGGCAGAUGGCUAGAGAAAAAUUAUCUGUAGUUUAAAAUAUACGUGGUCCCAUAAUGAUUAUGAUCCCAUUCUGUAAUCAGCAGAGCUAGUUCCAAUAAAGUUAAGCAGGUUUAAAUCUAUUUUGUGCCUAUCUUUUCGCUGACAAUAAACUUAACUAUUUUAAAAUGCA